CAUAACAAUUAUCCACUGUUUAUGUAAACGAAAUCAAUAAUUAAGUUGUGAACGAAGCCCCGAAUUAGACGCAUUAUAAACUCGAAUCCAUACAUUAACUGUAAACAGUUCUAUAAUUAUGUCAUUACUUGGCAUAAUAAAUGCUGCUUGUUUCUUGAGCAAGGGUCUAUAAAGGAGCUCCUGCCAACAUUUAUUCGAUUAGUUCAACGUCGGCAAAUGAAGUUCAUGAAGUACGCAAUUUUCUUUUACACAUCGGUGGGCAUUGAGCCCUAUUCGGUGGCAUCUCGACCCAGGAAAAUCAGUCUGUGGUCCAACAUCCUCUUCUGGGGCAAUGUGAUCAACUUGAGUUGGAUUGUUCUUGGGGAAUUCCUGUACCUCGGAGUUGCCCUCGCCGAUGGAAAGUUUAUCGAGGCGGUCACUGUAAUGUCCUAUAUUGGAUUUGUGUUUGUGGGCAUGAGCAAGAUGUUCUUUAUAUGGUGGAAAAAACCAGACCUUAGCAAUUUGGUUACGGAACUGGAGCACAUAUAUCCGGAGGGCAAGGCUGAAGAGGAGGUGUAUCGGUUGGAUAGUUACCUGAGAUCUUGUUCCCGGAUAAGUAUCACCUAUGCCCUGCUCUAUUCUGUGCUAAUCUGGACCUUCAACUUGUUCAGCAUCAUGCAAUUCUUAGUCUACGAAAAGUGGCUCAAGAUCCGAGUGGUGGGUCAGACGUUACCAUAUCUCAUGUAUUUUCCUUGGAAUUGGGAGGGUAAUUGGUCGUAUUAUGUGCUGCUAGUACUCCAAAACUUCGCAGGGCACACUUCGGCAUCGGGACAGAUCGCAACGGAUCUUCUACUCUGUGCAGUGGCCACCCAGGUGGUCAUGCACUUCGAUCACUUGGCCAGGAUUGUGGAGAACCACGAGUUGAGUGGGGAUUGGAUCCAGGACUCUAGAUUUCUAUCGAAAGCUGUCCAGUAUCACCAGCGCAUUCUUCGUCUGAUGGACGUGCUCAACGAGAUAUUCGGGGUACCCCUUCUGCUCAACUUCAUGGUCUCCACUUUCGUCAUCUGCUUUGUGGGAUUCCAGAUGACAGUGGGUGUCCCGCCGGAUAUCAUGAUUAAACUAUCGCUGUUCCUGUUUUCCUCAAUGAGUCAGGUUUACUUGAUUUGUCACUACGGCCAGUUGAUCGCCGAUGCGAGCUCUGGCUUGUCUCUCGCUGCUUACAAACAGAACUGGCAUAAGGCUGAUGUCCGCUAUCGUCGAGCUCUGGUAUUCUUUAUAGCUCGACCUCAAAGGACAACCUAUUUAAAGGCUACAAUCUUUAUGAAUAUUACAAGAGCCACUAUGACUGAUCUUCUCCAGAUAUCCUACAAGUUUUUUGCUCUACUGCGUACCAUGUAUAUUAAGUAAACCACUUGAGAUGAACUACAUUCAACAGAACUUAUUGUUUUCAAAAUAAGUUAGAUACAUUUUAAUAUAUUUAGUAAAUU
Drosophila suzukii is the source of this 1466-nucleotide messenger RNA. RefSeq names its product Odorant receptor 85c (gene Or85c). Lineage: Eukaryota; Metazoa; Arthropoda; Insecta; Diptera; Drosophilidae. Gene Ontology annotation, biological process: sensory perception of smell; detection of chemical stimulus involved in sensory perception of smell. Gene Ontology annotation, cellular component: plasma membrane. Gene Ontology annotation, molecular function: odorant binding; olfactory receptor activity. The record is from RefSeq and is a predicted model, not a curated record.